AUGAUCUUUACUUUAUUGCCAUUUGAUGACAAGUUGGGUCACAAGUCUGUUCAUCAUCUGCUGAAGAUGAAUCAAUAUGGGAGAUAUGAUAGCAGUGGUCAGCCAGAAGGGCUUUUUGAUCCCUCACUGCAUUGGAGGCAGGUCAAAGAGGAAGCUGAUGAACUCCAGAUUUCAACUGUGCCAUUAAGAGUUGAGAAGUCCCAGGUUUGUCAAAAUGAGGACUCUGAUGAACAAGAUACCUCCUUUGAUCCACUUUCAGACAUCCAUGUAGUCACAGAGCAAGAGUGUGGACAUAAAAGCAUGACUUACCUCAAAGUAAAGGUGCUGCAUUCUCCAGUCCCAGUCAAAGAGGAGUCUGAAGAAUGCUCCCUUCUGCCAGUAGAUGAAGAGGAAGUUGCCUUAAUUACAGUUAAGGAAGAAGAGAAUGAAGACUGGUUGAAGUCAGAAGAUGAGGAUGUUGUGAAAGUGCCAGUGCCUUGGGAACCAUUGGAAACAUCAUCAUCAUGCUCAGAUACAGAUGACAGUGAGAUGGAAAGUGAUCAUGUGCAGGACUGUGAAAACAAUGAGCAUGACGUUUCAGGAGGAUUGAAGAUUGAAGAUUGCAGCAAGACAUCAUUGGAUCCAGGGAUGACACUAAAUACAGAUGAGAAAGCUAAUGCUGCUGAUUUCAGUGACUCUAAAAAUGGGUCCUCCUCCUUCUACCCAUGCCCUCAUUGUACGCUCGGUUUCACCAUAGAACGCUUUUUUCACGGGCACCUCAAGAGGGCCCACCCUGAAGAGUACAUCACUCUGCUAAAGUUUCGGAAAAUCAUAGCAACCCAAGCCACAUGCCCACAAUGUGGCAAGAGCUUCUCCAAUAAAUAUGUUAUGAAAACACAUCAGAAGAGUCACACAGGAGAGAAACCAUAUCACUGUGCAGACUGUGGAAAGAGCUACGUCUUUGCUGAUUCACUCAAAAAACACAGAUGUGGGAAAGGAUUACGAAGACAAACCCAUCUGACCAGCUAUGAAAUGAUCCCCACAGUAGAGAGACCAUAUACAUGCGUUCAGUGUGGAAAAGGAUACAGAUUUCAAACCCAACUGACUAGCCAUGAAAAGAGCCACACAGGAGAGAGACCAUAUAAAUGCUCUCAGUGUGGAAAAGAAUACAGAAGACCAGCCCAUCUCAAAAGACAUCAAAUUACCCACACUGAAGAGAGGCCAUAUGAUUGCCUCAGGUGUAAGAAGUCAUUCUACCGGCCGGAAACUCUAAAAGCACACCAGAAAACCCAUACAGGAGAAAAGCCUUAUCGGUGCUCUCAGUGUGACAAAUGUUUUGGCUUUUCCAGAGACCUUAAGAGACAUCAGUUGACACAUACGAGGGAGACCCACACUGGACAGAGGUCCUAUGAUGUCCACGAGUGUAAGAAGUCCUCCGGCCAGCUGGAAGCCUUCAAUGCACACCAGAAAACACACAAAGUAGAAAAGCCUAAGCCUUAUCAGUGCUCUCAGUGUGACAAAUGUUUUGGCUUUUCCAGAGAUCUUAGAAGACAUCAGUUGACACAUACAGGGGAGAAACCGUUUAGUUGCCCCCAAUGUGAAAAAUGUUUCGGUAGGAAAUGGGAAUUGACGUACCAUCAACGGACACACAGCGGAGAGAGGCCUUACCACUGCUCUGAGUGUGGACAGAGCUUUAGCCUAAGGGGGAACUUUAAACGCCACCAGCAGAGCCACACAGGGAAGAAGACGUUUCACUGCACUCAGUGUGACAAGAGUUUCUUCAGAGCGGCUCACCUGAAAACCCAUCUCCUCAUUCACAAUAGAACCAAAACAGUGGUCUGCUCUAACUGUGGGAAAGGGUUCAACCAUGACGGGAACUUAAAACGUCACCAACGAUUCUGUAUGAAGACAGAGCAAAAUUGUAAUGCACCCCCAUCUGUAGAAGUACAGAUAUGAUAUUUAGUGUGGUGUCAGAGGAUGGUAAUAAAGAACAUAUUACGAAUGAUAUAAUAAUGUAAUACAAUGCCAUCUCAUUAUAAGUCUGUUCUUUUUGGUACAUUUAUCUCUAGUUCAAAAUCAUUCGAGAGGCUUUUUUGUUCUCUGACGACUGUAGGGGAGUAGGAUUCACUUUCAUGUAUGCCCAUUAGGUGGCAGUAAAAUAGGAAAGUAUUUUUACAUGUAGUGGUACUUUUUACUUUGAGAUUCUGUAUGUGCAACUGCAAUAAUAUUAGCUGACCUUCUGAUACUCCUGAAAAUCAUCCAUGUAACUAGCUAAAGGUAAAGAUAUUUCCGAAUAUAUAUAUAUUUAAACAUAUAUGAGUUUAAUAAAGCCAUUUGAGGACAAAUUGGGUGUGUAGCUGACUAUACAAACCUUAUGUUUGCCAGAUAGAAUAAAUUAGGGCAAUUCCACAUAGCGUUACUAGUCAUUUCAAAUGGGGUGCUAGUAUGGUAUAACAAAGAGAGUAGCUAGCUAUGUAUGUUUGAAACUGUUUAAAGACCCAUGUGGACCAACAUGUGAAGUUCAUACGAGCAUCAAGUUGGGUGUCAAAUAAAAGCUAAGAGUGUC
Molecule: messenger RNA, 2545 nt
Organism: Salvelinus fontinalis (brook trout)
Lineage: Eukaryota; Metazoa; Chordata; Actinopteri; Salmoniformes; Salmonidae
Product: zinc finger protein 883-like
Exons: 7
Coding region: 1-1935 (644 amino acids)
Biological process (GO): regulation of transcription by RNA polymerase II
Cellular component (GO): nucleus
Molecular function (GO): RNA polymerase II cis-regulatory region sequence-specific DNA binding; DNA-binding transcription activator activity, RNA polymerase II-specific
Source: RefSeq, a predicted model, not a curated record